GCAUUCUGGGACAGUCUGGAACCCUCUCCAUGGGCUGUACCACCUGCUGACAAACCAGGGGGGUCUGGAGGAGUUGUGUUGAAUGAGGAUUGUGCUGGGUGUGGGCAGGACUGCUUUUACAAGGAAAUGAUUCCGCAUGAAGUGCGACGCACUCGGCCCCCCGUCGUCCUCGGCGGCAGCAACAGGUGUGACGUCGUGACUCUCUCCCCUAUCACACUGAGCCCACCCUUCAGCCGCUAAAGACCUCUGGACCAAACAGACCGCCCUACCCUCCCCUCUAACCACCCCUCCAUAUCCACUUCUUCAUCUGUAAUCCUUCCUCACCUCCUCACUGAAUAGAGAGAGAAAGGGAGAAAAGAUUAGGAAAGAUAAUUCAUAGCUAAUUAAAGCGAGACAAGGUUCCAGAUCAAAUGUGAGAAAAAGGAGGCAGGAAAGUGAAAUAUAAAGUCAGAGACAGAGAGAACAAAAAAGACAGACAAAGCUAAAGAAGGCCAAAAGUUAAGGAACAAGUACAGUUUAGGGAGAGGAGGCAAAGUCAGCAUGAAGUCCAACCAGGAACGCAGUAAUGAAUGUCUGCCCCCAAAGAAGAGGGAUUUCCCCUCAAGCACAUUACCAUCUGACCAUCGCUCACCGACCAUCCCAGCUGCCAGUGACAGCCAGCGCACUGAGAACGUGGCCUGGCUGGCCAGUGUGCCUGGUGGGAACGAGAGUGCCGUAGGUGGACACCGUAGCUCCGGUCAGUCGGAAGGCCUCCAGAAUAAAAUCCUCUACUCCACGUCAGACUCUUCAUCCUCCUCUUCCUCGCUGAGGCUAGUCUCAUCUCUCCCCGCGGUGUACACGUCCCCCCUGUCACAGUCCACCGUCGGAGGAACUGUGCAUUACGCCCAACUGCCUCCCAACCUGCAGUUUAUAGCCUCCCCCUACACUGCCCCGUACGCCGGCUACAUCUCCCCUCAGCUGCUCCCUCCUCCUCCGCCGCCUCCCCCACUCUCCUCCUCGUCCUCCUCUUUGGUCGCACAGAGACACUCACACGCAGAGACAGUCUGCGCUCCUUCGCAUGUCUCCAAGCACGACCAGCAGAGAGCAUCCGCGGCACGUGCCUCCAUGCCUCCGCCCUCUACUGACCUCGCCCCUCACUAUGUUCAAAUGUCGACCUCUACACGGACUGUGCCGUCGCCUCAUUACCAAGCGGGCAGCCACCUUUCUCCCCAGUCACUGCACCCCCACCACUCUUUGGGACAUGGGAUGUCCCAGCUUGUGGUGCAUUAUACGGACGGACCCACUAGGAAAGAGGAAGGUGGCUCCAGACCCAGAGAGCUACACAAUGGAGAGCUGGAAAGGGGUCGGCGGUAUGGUGCGUCCCCAGACUCCGGCCUCUCUAAGCCGGGCGGCAAAUCCCGAGAUGCCAUUUCGUCUUUGUCCUCCUACGAGGCCCGACAUCUGGUUCUGCAUUCAGACUACUCCACUCACGAUCCCUCAGGGCUGAGAACAUCUUUCAUGCUAAUGCCCAACAGCCAUGGGGACCACCAGAUGGUGCCACCCAGACCCAGCCAUGAGAAGCUGACGACCUCUGCCCCCGCACACCUGGAUAGAGGUGGCAUCCUCCUGGGCAAGCCUGUCAAUCGCACACCCUCCUCCUCCUCCAGCACAUCCUCCUCUUUCACGUUUCCGCCCCCAUUAAGUGUCGACAGCCUGAAAGCUGCUGUCCGCACACAGUCGCCCCAGACCGUUAUCCAGACCACCCACAGCGCUACAGAGUCACUGUCAAUGGGGCUCCCCUCCACCAUCUACCCUCAGCCGCCCAUCAUCGGUUACAUUUCAGGGGGCAACGGGAGCCAGCACGCGCCAAUCAGCUACCACACCAGCCUACAACAACACUUACUCAUUCCUGGCGCCCAACCGGUAAUUAUCCCCGUGAGUGGAGGUGGAGUCACCACAUUGGAACCUGUAACGUCCCACGUAACGUCAUCUACCCAAGCCGCACCGUUUCCUACCACACUCCCACAUACGUACAUCGCCGCCGCCGCCCCCAAAGGAGAAACUCUAGAGCCCUCCGGUGCCUCCUAUCUCCAGACCACUUCGGGUGCAGUGGUCCAAGCCCAGCUUCAUCUCCCCGUUGUUCCCGCUCCGCCCGGGCUGGUCGCUCCUCCUCUAUCAUCCAGUACGGUGUUGCCCCCCUCACUCCCCCCAUAUUUCAUCAAGGGCUCCAUCAUCCAGCUGGCGGAUGGGGAGCUGAAGCGCGUGGAGGACCUGAAGACGGAAGACUUCAUCCAGAGUGCCGAGAUCAGCAGCGAGCUGAAGAUCGACUCGUCCACAGUGGAGCGCAUUGAAGGGAGCCACACCUCACACAACUUUGCUGUGGUUCAGUUCUCUGUUGGUGAGCACCGUGCACAGGUGAGUGUGGAGGUCUUGGUGGAGUAUCCCUUCUUCGUCUUCGGCCAAGGCUGGUCUUCAUGCUGCCCAGACAGAACUACCCAGCUUCUGGAGCUGCCCUGCACCAAACUCUCCGUUGGCGACGUUUGUAUUUCACUCACCCUCAAGAACCUGAGGAACGGAUCUCUGAAGAAGACUCUGGAGCUAGCCACCCAUGCCUCCGUCCCAGCCUCCAGCCACGGGCUCCUCAAACCCCCCAGAGCUGUCCCAGACGCCCCCCAAAGCUACGUCGGAGGAGGCUUCAGGCACAGCGAGCGGGAGAACGGCAUCAGCCAGCGAGGGAAGGGCGGGAAUGGGAGCGGAGGGGGCACCAACGUGGAAAACGGGGGUCUCACGUUUGGGGAAAGAGGUUCCGUUUCUAAAGGUCAGGUUGCCAGCGGCGCAGAAGCUGGCGUCAGUAAGCCAUCAGGAAGCAGGAAGCGGAGAUGGUCCGCUCCAGAAGGGCGAAAGGUAGACAAAUCAGAGGAGGAGCCGCCCUUGACCCUGCCAAAACCUUCCUUCAUCCCUCAUGAGGUGAAAGUCAGCAUCGAGGGAAGGUCAAAUAUUGGCAAGUGAAGGCUAGCAGGACUGUUAAAUAAGCGUUGGGAUUUGGAAAAAAAAAACAUAAAAGGAUUCUACAAAAAAAACACAUGAAUGCCCACAUUAAUGUUUCAUUUGUCUUGGUUUAAAAGUUUUGUUUUCUGUUUUUAUUUUUCUAUCUUGAAUACUGUACUGUAGAGGUACAUUUACCCUACAUGGUAUCACCUUACAUUAAGUCCAUAUAGUUAAUAAUGUAACAACAUUUUUUUCUUUAAUAGAUGGAUUUAAUAUCACACAAGCAAUCAAUGCCCUUUUGGUGGUUUUCAUGAGAUGACAUAUGUUGAGGGAUUUGUGAGGCGUGCUUGAUGUUUAUUGAUGGCUGUGUGGCACACAGGAGCAGUGCUUGAUGGCUCUUUUUGGCUGGCAACACAAUACAAAUGAUGUCAAUUUCCAAUUAAAUAUGCUCACAGUUUAAGCUCCUGGCUCCCUGUGAGCGGCGAGUGAGGCUACCCAAAAGUUUCCCGCCACCUCUUUGCAGUGCCAGUGGUUUUUACGCUUGGCCACAGGAGUGAUAUAAUGUCAGAUGAUCAUGAGCAUGAAGAUUUGUGUUUUUUUAAUCUUCUAAAUCAGAGUUUAUGACAGUUGGAACAACACCAUUCUCCAUGUCUCGAGUAUAAACAAACCACGUGUUAUUCACAGUAUCAUCAGAGUGUGCCAGACCUGACCAGUGAUGUCAUCAGGUGGCGCCAGUGUGCCACGCAAAAGAGAGGGAACAACCUUUGCUCUGUUCAGUGUGAUGACGGUGGAGCCUUUACUUUCAUCUCGAGCAUUUUCACAUUUGUUUUCAUAACC
This is a messenger RNA of Anoplopoma fimbria (sablefish), 3804 nucleotides long. It is a transcript of the gene atxn1a, whose product is annotated as ataxin 1a. Gene Ontology annotation, biological process: nervous system development; negative regulation of transcription by RNA polymerase II. Gene Ontology annotation, molecular function: protein binding; RNA binding. The coding region runs from base 541 to 2988 and encodes 815 amino acids. The transcript is spliced from 3 exons. Gene Ontology annotation, cellular component: nucleus. NCBI's taxonomy places the organism in Eukaryota, Metazoa, Chordata, Actinopteri, Perciformes, Anoplopomatidae. The record is from RefSeq and is a predicted model, not a curated record.